GCGAGGCUUGUGGAGGCGAGGCGGCGGCCAGGCCGGGCCGGGCCACAGGCGGCGGCAGCGGCAGCGGCACCAUGGAGGCGGCGGCCGCUGCUCCGCGUCCCCGCCGGCUGCUGUUCUUCAUGCUGGCGGCGGCUGCGACGCUGCUGCCGGGGGCGACGGCAUUGCAGUGUUUCUGCCACCUCUGCACAAAAGACAAUUUUACAUGUGUGACAGAUGGGCUCUGCUUUGUGUCUGUCACAGAGACUACAGACAAAGUUAUACACAAUAGUAUGUGUAUAGCUGAAAUUGACCUAAUUCCUCGAGACAGGCCAUUUGUAUGUGCACCCUCUUCAAAAGCCGGGUCUGUUACUACAACAUACUGCUGCAACCAGGACCACUGCAAUAAAAUUGAACUCCCUACUGCUGUAAAGCAGUCAACUGGCCUUGGUCCUGUUGAACUAGCAGCUGUCAUCGCUGGACCUGUCUGCUUCGUUUGCAUCUCACUUAUGUUGAUGGUCUAUAUCUGCCAUAACCGCACAGUCAUGCACCAUCGAGUGCCCAACGAGGAGGAUCCUGCAUUAGAUCGCCCAUUUAUUUCAGAGGGAACCACGUUAAAAGAUUUAAUUUACGAUAUGACUACAUCAGGUUCGGGAUCAGGGUUACCAUUGCUUGUUCAGAGGACAAUUGCAAGAACCAUCGUGUUACAAGAAAGCAUUGGCAAAGGUCGCUUUGGAGAAGUUUGGCGAGGGAAGUGGCGGGGAGAAGAGGUGGCUGUGAAGAUUUUCUCCUCCAGGGAGGAGCGCUCCUGGUUCCGGGAGGCGGAGAUUUACCAGACUGUGAUGCUACGCCACGAGAACAUCCUGGGAUUUAUUGCAGCGGAUAACAAAGACAAUGGCACAUGGACUCAACUCUGGCUAGUGUCAGAUUACCACGAACACGGAUCCCUUUUUGAUUACUUGAACAGAUACACAGUGACUGUGGAAGGCAUGAUCAAACUUGCCCUGUCCACAGCCAGUGGUCUUGCACAUCUUCACAUGGAGAUUGUUGGUACCCAAGGAAAACCAGCCAUUGCUCAUAGAGAUUUAAAAUCUAAGAACAUCUUGGUAAAGAAGAAUGGAACUUGUUGUAUUGCAGACUUGGGACUGGCAGUAAGACAUGAUUCAGCCACAGAUACUAUAGAUAUUGCUCCAAACCACAGAGUGGGAACGAAAAGGUACAUGGCUCCUGAAGUUCUCGAUGAUUCCAUAAAUAUGAAGCAUUUUGAAUCCUUCAAGCGUGCUGACAUUUAUGCCAUGGGCUUAGUAUUCUGGGAAAUCGCACGACGAUGUUCCAUUGGUGGAAUACAUGAAGAUUACCAGCUGCCUUAUUAUGAUCUUGUACCUUCUGAUCCAUCCGUGGAAGAAAUGAGAAAAGUUGUUUGUGAACAGAAGUUAAGGCCAAAUAUUCCAAACAGAUGGCAGAGCUGUGAAGCCUUGAGAGUAAUGGCUAAAAUCAUGAGAGAAUGUUGGUACGCCAAUGGAGCAGCUCGGCUCACAGCUUUACGGAUUAAGAAAACAUUGUCACAGCUCAGUCAACAGGAAGGCAUCAAAAUGUAGUGCUACAGCUUUGCCUGAACUCUGCAUUUUCUUCAGAUCUGCUCCUGGGUUCUAAUUUGGGAGGUCAUUUGUUCUACCUCACUGAGAGGGAACAGAAAGAUAGCACUUCCUUUUGCUACAGGCAAUGACAAUGAAAAGCUUCCCAGGAUUUCUUGGGACCCAGGAAACAGCCACUGGGGUCCUCUCUGUGCACUAUGAACACUUCUUUCCCAGGACGGUUACAAAAUGUUGUGUAGUCUACCUUUAUUUUUUAUUAACAAAACUGUUUUUUUUAAAAAUGAUUACUGGUCUUAAAUUUAGGCGACUCUGCUGCGCUGAAAAUCAUCUUGAAGGGUAAAGGAGCUGGAUUGCUGAGUCCCACAGACAUUUCUUAUUUUUAAAGAACGUGACUUACUCCUGGUUAGUACAUUCUCAGAGAAUUCUGAACCACUAUAGAGUUUCCUUGAUUCAGACUUUGAAUGUACUGUUCUAUAAUUCUUCAGGAUCUUAAAGCUAACACUUAUAAAACUCUUAUCUUGAGUCUAAAAAUGACCUCAUAUAGUGGUGAGGAACAUAAUUUAUGCAACUGUAUUUUGUAUACUGUUAAUGUUCUUUCACAUUUUCAGAACAACACAUGCCUUCAAACUGGGAUUGUACUAUACCAGUAAGUGCCACUUCUGCACCUUUCUAAUGGAAAUGAGUAGAAUUCCUUAAAUGUGUUGGAAUCUGUAGUGUUCAAAUUCAAAAAGUUUACUUAUCUGGAUAACCCAAACUUUCACUGUUUUGUUUUUUGAAAUGAUUUCUGUAGUAUGUUGUUCUGUAUUCAUUUUGGAAAUGCCUUUCUCCUACCAGAAUGUGUUUAAACCACUAAAGCAGUGAAGUGGCAGUAAGUUAGCAGAUUGCUAUCAUGGUCAUGGUUGAAUAUUCUCAUAUUAAGCAUUUGUAUUAUUAACUGUAUUUGUCUUAAGUAUACUUUAAAAAAAUCAAGUGGCACUCUAGAUGCUUAUAGUACUUUAAUAAUUUAAAGUUUGUAGCAUACAUACUAAUUUUUCUAAAGGGAAUAUUCGUCUGGCUGGUUGUAAAAAGUUGUGUGGUUAUUCUGUAAGCCAUUUUUUGUUUUUCUGAUCAAAGACAGUGUUAUUUUUUUAAGAAAUGGAUUACAUUUAACGUAAAGUUAAAUAAUAGGCCUGUUAUUGAGAAGGCAAAGGUAGAUAAUUUUACUAGACAACAGGUGUGUGAGUCACAUUUGUUAUGUGGGGGUGUUUUCUCUGUCUCUGACUAAAGGUAAAGUUAGUGUAGUAUUGAGGUCUCACUGAGCUUUGAGGAAGGCACCUUCCACCUGGUCUUUGUUCUGCAUGCGGAUACUGCAGCUUGGUCAUUCACAUGGCCACAUGAUGAAUUCAGUACACCCUUGAGACUGGGGAGCAGUAUUAGCUAAACAUUUUGAGUUAGAUACUCCUUUUACAGCAGUUUUUGGUCAAAUCAAUGUAUAGAGUAAGGCUUGUCAUGGUCCUCUCACAUUAGGUUGAAACCAGCUUCCAGUAAAUGGUUCUUACUAUUGAGUUUUUGCAGGGCACUUAGCGUUUUCAAAGUUCUUUUUAUCACUGUGAUCUUAUUCUGAAGGGAGAAGAAGCUAUUGUAUCUGUGAGGCAAGACUUUUGAGUUCAAAGUCCUAGCAGUUCCCUUAGAAGGGUCUGACAACCUUGACAGUAGAUUGGUCUGAAGAGAAAGUGGCUGAAUAAGUGGCGCUCUGAUAUAUCUCUUAUGCCUAGAGUAAAUUUGAAAGACUAUUUGGUCCCAAAGCCAAAGUAAUUUUAGAAUGAGUGACAUAUCACAUGGGAAGUUAGUGUCCGUUCCAUGCGUUUGGAAACAUGGGGAAAAUGUGCUUAGAAGUUAAUAAGUUAGUAUUUUGACUACAGAUUUGAGAUUUUUUUCUGUAGCUAUCAUGAUUUCAUUGAAGCAAAUGAAUAUGUUUAGGAGUUUGUUUUUCUAAUUACAUUCUAUUACUUGUGUAAUAAGCUCUAUCUAGCUCUAUAAUUAAUUACUUGUUUCUUUUGGCCAUUUCUAAGCUUGGCAAAUCUGCUUUAUAAAAAUCCAGGGGACCAAUGUAUUUUCUCACUGAAACUAUUUUUAUAUAAUUUUAAGAACAUGCCAAAAGUUAUCUGAUUCAAAGUUGCAUUACAUGAUUUCUUUCUUUCAUAUAAGGUAAUCAGCUUUUCCUGAAGAUAUUCUUUAUUAAAUCAAAGGUUGAUUUAUAGUUAUAUGUUCUUGUCUAAGUGGGAAAAAUGUACUUUUGAUGAAUCAGGGAAUUUUUUUUUAAAAGUUGGAAUUAGUUCUAAAAUCAGUUUACAGAUUAUUGCAGCUAAUUCUUUUUCUUUUGGAAGGGGGGCACAUAGGGAUGGUUUGAUAAGCCCCAAAUGGCUAUUAAUGAACGUGAAAGUGACAUAAAAGAAGAGGCAAAUGAUUGCUGUGACUGUAACUGCAGAUAUAUUGGACUAGAGUCAUUUCAAACACAAGUCUUUGUUAUGCUUGCCUAUCCUAAGAUGCUAAGACUCAACUUGAGAAAAAAAAAAAAUCUACCUACUGGCAAAUAAGCUGUCCCCAUUCAUUCUGUCAGCAUCCCAGAGAACAUGGAGUUCGGUGAGUGCUGGCACCCAGGUUCUUCCUUUAGAGCCUUAGCUCUGACCCAGCUUUGUCCAGUCUGCCUUCCUGCUGGUCUCUGUCUCAGAGGCCAUCGUGUCCUUCCCCUGCCUUUUUGGUGAAGAGCUGCUUUUGAAUUGAUUGCAGUUUGGAGAUGUUAAGCUUUGAGACUGGGUGGAUGAGGGUUGGGGCGCUCCUGCUGGAGCCAUGGAGGAAGAGUAGCAUGGCAAUACGAUGAGAGCCAGACCACAGGCACUGUCUGUGUCCAUUCCAGGGCAGAGUUAAGGCCUGCAUUCUGCUGUCCUGACAUUGUUCAGGAAGAGCCUCGAGUCGGAGUACAGUGUCAGGACCAUCAACAGCUCCAGAUUUUGGUUCUUAGUGAAGUCCAUGCUCGCACUGCUGUUUUCCUCUUUGUGUCUCACAGUGUCACAUGUAGACAGCUCUGUGAAACAAGAUGGAAAGGUACUGCAUAGAGAGACAGCAGAACCAGUACUGUCAGGGGUCUGUUUGUGUCCUUGUGCUGAAGGAAUGACUUCAAGUCAGCUCUUUUCUUUGGUGUCUUGAUCUUUACAGUUUCGGGGUUCCAAAUGGUGGAGAUUCCAAAUAAUGUUUCUGUUACAGCUCAACAGAAAAUGCCAAUUCGACUAUCUUGAGACCCUAAAGAAUAUCUGGGGUCGUGUCCUGCAGCUUCUUGUGUCUGUUUGGGAAUGCAGGCGUCUGCCAGGCCCCCCUGGGGAACGCUGGACUAUGAGAACCUCGUGAAGGUUGGCAGCACACCCAACCUCUCAAUCCCUCUUGCAAUCCAACUUGUAAACUUUCUCAAACAUGGCCAAUCACAUUCAGCCUGUUUUCUUCAAACAUCAAAAGAACUUCAGUGAAUUUGUUUUUAUUUUUUUAACAAGAUUUAUGUAUUGAAUAUCAUGUUUUGGUAUCCCUUGUUCACAUUGUGCCAGUGGAAUAAGAUGUUUGGUAUUUCUUUAUAUGUCAAGGAGAUGCUUCAAAAUGUCAAUUGCUUUAAACUUAAAUUACCUCUCAAGAGACCAAGGUACAUUUACCUCAUUGUGUAUAUAAUGUUUAAUAUUUGUCAGAGCAUUCUCCAGGUUUGCAGUUUUAUUUCUAUUAAGUUGUGGGUAUUAUGUUGUUUAAUUACUGAAAUGGUACUGUAUUGUUUAUGUUUGUGCCCCAAAUGACAUCAUCUGUACUUUCUGUUUUCUGUAUUUUAUUGUAUUUGUGAAAAAUUCUUUUUGCUUUUUCAGUGUAACCUGUGCCCUUUCAGACAUGUACAGAGAAUGUCCAAAUACAUUUUUGUUUAAUUGAAUGGCCUUGUAAAGAGGAGAGGAAACAAACUACAGUUGCCCAUAAGUUUUUAAAAAUUGUAUAUUGUAUUUGUAGCAAUUUUCCAAAUGAACUGUAAAUAGGAAAUAGAAGAGUGAUGCUUAUGUUGAGUCCUAACACUACAGUAGGAAAAUGCAAACAAUGCAAAUAAAUUACUUUUCCCGCCCCCCA
Ochotona curzoniae (black-lipped pika) is the source of this 5699-nucleotide messenger RNA. It is a transcript of the gene TGFBR1, whose product is annotated as transforming growth factor beta receptor 1. Gene Ontology annotation, biological process: heart development; activin receptor signaling pathway; transforming growth factor beta receptor signaling pathway. Lineage: Eukaryota; Metazoa; Chordata; Mammalia; Lagomorpha; Ochotonidae. Bases 72 to 1574 code for a protein of 500 amino acids. Gene Ontology annotation, molecular function: SMAD binding; transforming growth factor beta receptor activity, type I; ATP binding. The record is from RefSeq and is a predicted model, not a curated record. The transcript is spliced from 9 exons. Gene Ontology annotation, cellular component: activin receptor complex; plasma membrane.